This is a messenger RNA of Suhomyces tanzawaensis NRRL Y-17324, 1143 nucleotides long. RefSeq names its product bifunctional alcohol dehydrogenase/S-(hydroxymethyl)glutathione dehydrogenase (gene FDH3). The transcript is spliced from 2 exons. The coding region runs from base 1 to 1143 and encodes 380 amino acids. Gene Ontology annotation, cellular component: cytosol. Lineage: Eukaryota; Fungi; Ascomycota; Pichiomycetes; Serinales; Debaryomycetaceae. The record is from RefSeq and is a predicted model, not a curated record. Gene Ontology annotation, biological process: formaldehyde catabolic process. Gene Ontology annotation, molecular function: zinc ion binding; S-(hydroxymethyl)glutathione dehydrogenase [NAD(P)+] activity.
AUGACCGAAUCAACCGUCGGAAAGACAAUCCACUGCAAGGCUGCAGUUGCUUGGGAAGCAGGCAAGCCAUUGACCAUCGAGGACAUCGAAGUCGGCCCACCAAAGGCCCACGAAGUUCGUAUCAAGAUCCUUCACACUGGUGUGUGCCACACUGAUGCCUACACCUUGAGUGGUGUUGACCCAGAGGGUGCUUUCCCAGUCAUUUUAGGACACGAAGGUGCUGGUAUCGUCGAGUCUGUGGGUGAAGGUGUCACCAACGUCAAGGUCGGUGACAGUGUCGUUGCAUUGUAUACCCCAGAAUGUCGUGAAUGUAAGUUCUGCAAGUCUGGUAAGACCAACUUGUGUCAAAAGAUCAGAGUCACUCAGGGCCAAGGUGUCAUGCCAGACGGCACCUCCAGAUUCAAGUGCAAGGGCAAGGACUUGCUUCACUUCAUGGGAUGCUCCACCUUCUCCCAAUACACAGUGGUCGCUGAUAUUUCUGUGGUUGCAGUCAACCCAGAAGCCAAGCCUGACAGAACUUGUUUGUUAGGAUGUGGUAUUACUACUGGUUACGGUGCUGCCACCAUCACUGCCAACGUCCAAAAGGGCGACACUGUUGCCGUCUUCGGUGCUGGAUGUGUCGGUUUGUCCGUUGUUCAAGGUGCGCUUGAAAGACAAGCCUCCAAGAUUAUUGUCGUUGAUAUCAACGACAAGAAGGCCGAAUGGGCCACCAAGUUUGGUGCCACCGACUUCGUCAACCCAACCAAGCUUCCUGAGGGCACCUCUAUCGUCAGCAAGCUUGUUGAGCUCACCGACGGUGGUUGUGACUUUACUUUCGACUGUACUGGUAACACCCAAGUCAUGAGAGACGCUUUGGAAGCUUGUCACAAGGGUUGGGGUCAAUCCAUCAUCAUUGGUGUUGCUGCUGCUGGUAAGGAAAUCGCCACCAGACCUUUCCAAUUGGUCACUGGUAGAGUCUGGAAGGGUGCUGCUUUCGGUGGUGUCAAGGGUAGAACUCAAUUGCCAGGCAUAGUCGAAGACUACAUGCAAGGAAAGUUGAAGGUCGACGAGUUCAUCACUCACAGACACGAGUUGUCCAAGAUCAACACUGCCUUCGAUGACAUGCACCACGGAGACUGUAUCAGAGCUGUGAUUGACCUUUAG